GCUCAAGGCAUUUUUGUGUAUAUAACAUUCUGAAACGCAAAGAACGCGGAACAUCGCGGAACUUGUGAUUCGGAGCCGCCAUGUCCACACCAGAGACCCGGAAUGCUUUGAAGUUUACCAGAAUGUGCAAAUACUGGGAUGCCAGGCGAUGCUACGAUGGCAACCAGUGCACUUUUGCACAUACGUCGGCAGAACUACGGGGCGCCCCCAGCUUGGUUCGCACGCAGCUGUGCUACCAGUUCCGCAAGGGUCAGUGCAGCAGGGGUGCAGCUUGUACCUUCGCCCACGGCCAAGAGGAGCUACGUCCGUCAAGUGUGGAAGUCCAGCGCUCGGGGGACCCCAAGAUGGGUUCUUUGGGUAUCACUGGGCGCCAAAAAAAACCAGCCGAAGACUCACAGAUGAUGGAGUUGCUGAAGAUGCACGAACUUCAGCAGAUGCAGUUGGCUCUCCAAUCCUAUGGCCCCUCGUUGAACGAGGUGCAGAGAGAGAUGGCCUGGAGUGUGUCGCCAGUCUCCCGGAGCCCAGGCUUGGGUGGAAACGAAGCAUUCAGCCCUUCUGGGAGUGAAUCUUUCUGGCUUUGAACCUUUGAACCCAGAAUGUGAGGUAAACCUGACAAUAACUAGCCGCGUUUUGGUAUGUUUAUGGGUUUUAAUACCUGGUUCUAGAAAAAGAUGUAAAUCGGGUAUGUUUUAUUGUUGGGUUUACCAUAUGUGGGCUUGUCCAAG
Molecule: messenger RNA, 725 nt
Organism: Cladocopium goreaui
Lineage: Eukaryota; Dinophyceae; Suessiales; Symbiodiniaceae
Source: the annotation of a GenBank genome assembly